CUGGGAACGGCGUCUGCUCAGGACUAUCUGGGUGGAAGCUCAGACAGACGCCGCGGCCAUCCGUCAGACGCCCGCUGCUGUCGACCCGUCCUAGACAGACGGUUUCUCUGGAUAGCUGUCGAUGGAUGGCCAGAUUUCUUCAGAGCUGCGAGUUGAGAAAGAGGUUCAUAAAGGAGACGUGAUUUCUGUCGGCUCCAUCAAGUAUAAUCAGAAGAACCUUCUGGGAAAAGGAGGCUUUGGGACGGCUGUUUAUCAGGGACAGUGCGGAAAGCGGGAAAAUGUGGCAGUGAAACGUAUACCCUACUUCGAUAAAGAAGAAGACUUCAUUGAAAAAGAAAUCAAGCACCUUCAAAAACUAGAAGAAGAUGGCAUCAAUGUCAUCAGGUACUACCACGUGGAAAAGUCAGAAAGAUUUUACUUCAUCGCUUUGGAGCUAGCAGUCGGCACAGUGGAAGACUACGUGGAAAGAAAGCAGCACACUUCAAAGAUUGAUGAAAUGGCCAUCCUCCGAGACUCGUCCAUUGCACUUGAAUGGCUACACAGCCAGACUAUCAUUCAUAGGGACAUCAAGCCAUCGAACAUUUUGCUGGUUAAGAACAGGCGAGGUGAAACCGUGGCUAAACUCGCCGACUUUGGCGUAUCCAUGGACCUGACAACAAGCAGAUGGACAAAGAGAGAUACCGUCGGCACUCUGGCAUGGAUGGCUCCGGAGGUGAUUGCGGACGAGCAGGAAAUUCCUGGUGCGGCAGACGUGUUUUCCCUCGGCUUGGUCUUCUUCUACGUCCUCUCCAAAGGAAUACAUCCAUUUUGCAAAACUGCACGGCACGUAAAGAUGAACAUUCGAGAUGCAAAGGCAUGCCUGGAUGGCGUACCGAAGGGCUCCGUGAGGAGCCUGAUCAAAGAAAUGAUUGAGGAAGCACCAGGUGACAGACCAUCAAGCAAGUACGUGGCCGGGCAUCCGACCUUCUGGGAGCCGGAGAAGACGUCACUGUUUUACCAGUCACCGGUCGUCGGCAUCGCGCGGGUCUCAGUCUACGGAGCGCCCUCCGCCUGCCACCAGAUGUAG
This is a messenger RNA of Amphibalanus amphitrite, 1066 nucleotides long. RefSeq names its product serine/threonine-protein kinase/endoribonuclease IRE1-like. Gene Ontology annotation, biological process: IRE1-mediated unfolded protein response; intrinsic apoptotic signaling pathway in response to endoplasmic reticulum stress; protein phosphorylation. The record is from RefSeq and is a predicted model, not a curated record. The transcript is spliced from 9 exons. Gene Ontology annotation, molecular function: protein serine/threonine kinase activity; RNA endonuclease activity; ATP binding. Lineage: Eukaryota; Metazoa; Arthropoda; Thecostraca; Balanomorpha; Balanidae. Gene Ontology annotation, cellular component: IRE1-TRAF2-ASK1 complex. Bases 122 to 1066 code for a protein of 314 amino acids.